CUAAAACGUAACGAUAAAGAGAGAAAGAGAAGCUCGAAAACUGAUAAAAAAAAAGAAGAAGAAGGAGAGAGGCAGGAGACUGAUCCACCAUUAAUGCCACCACUACCCAACGGCAACGCCUUUUCUCACACUCUCUCAUGUUGAGACUUGAGAACCAAUAGAAUAAAAAGUGUGAUAUAUAGCUGAAGAUUGCUUAAAGGUUCCCAUUUUUGGUUCUCUCUACAGAAUCACCACACAAUCAUGGGGGCUUGCUUGAGUGCUCAGGUCAAAGCUGAGAGCCCAGGGGCGAGUCCAAAGUUCAAAGAUACUGGCAGUCUUGGGAGUAAGGGUUCAUCUGUGUCUGUAAGACCAACCCCUCGAACUGAGGGAGAGAUCUUACAGUCUCCAAACCUCAAGAGUUUCAGCUUUGCAGAGCUCAAAUCCGCAACUAGGAACUUCAGACCAGACAGUGUGCUUGGUGAAGGUGGAUUCGGUUGUGUCUUCAAAGGAUGGAUUGAUGAGAAGUCUCUCACGGCAACCAAACCAGGCACUGGUUUGGUUAUUGCUGUUAAAAAGCUUAACCAAGAUGGUUGGCAAGGUCACCAGGAGUGGCUGGCUGAAGUGAAUUACCUAGGCCAGUUCUCUCAUGGACACCUCGUGAAGCUGAUAGGUUAUUGCCUAGAGGAUGAGCACCGUCUUCUUGUUUACGAGUUCAUGCCACGUGGUAGCCUAGAGAAUCAUCUUUUCAGGAGGGGUUUGUAUUUCCAACCGUUAUCUUGGAAACUUAGGUUGAAAGUUGCUCUUGGUGCUGCAAAGGGACUUGCUUUCCUUCACAGCUCCGAGACAAGAGUGAUAUACAGAGACUUCAAGACUUCUAACAUCCUUCUUGAUUCGGAGUAUAACGCAAAGCUCUCUGAUUUUGGGUUGGCUAAGGAUGGGCCAAUAGGAGAUGAAAGCCACGUCUCUACACGUGUCAUGGGUACACAUGGAUAUGCAGCUCCUGAGUACCUCGCAACCGGUCAUCUAACAACAAAGAGUGAUGUCUAUAGCUUCGGGGUUGUACUUCUGGAGCUGUUGUCUGGUCGUCGAGCCAUGGACAGAAACAGACCGUCGGGAGAGAGGAACCUUGUGGAGUGGGCUAGACCAUACCUAGCAAACAAGAGAAAGAUAUUCAGAGUAGUUGAUAAUCGUCUUCAGGACCAGUACUCUAUGGAAGAAGCAUGUAAAGUGGCUACUCUGUCUCUGAGGUGUCUUACUACAGAGAUUAAGCUUAGACCAGAUAUGAAAGAAGUGGUUUCUCAACUUGAGCAUAUUCAGUCUCUAAAUGCUUCUAGAGGAGGAAACGUGGAUAGGACAGAGAGAAGAGUGCGUAGGAGAAGUGACAGUGUUGUUACCAAAAAACCUGAUGCAGGUUUUGUUAGGCAGACCGCUGUGGGCUGUACAGUUGUCGCUUAUCCUCGCCCAUCUGCUUCGCCGCUGUAUGUCUGAAGAGUGAUAACACGUCUGUGUUCUUGCUUGAGCUUUUGCAGAACAUGUAAGUUCCUAUAUUAUGUCAUGUCUUGGAUUUGGUUGUACACUUGUCUGUUAGUGCAAGAAUUCAGUUCAUAAUACAGUCCAUCUCUGCUUACAGGACAACAAACAAUUAAUUUUGAUCUUUGUAACAUGAGGUUACAUUGACACAUGGAUAAGUUAGCUUCCAUAUAUGCUUUUUAUUGA
Molecule: messenger RNA, 1695 nt
Organism: Brassica oleracea var. oleracea
Lineage: Eukaryota; Viridiplantae; Streptophyta; Magnoliopsida; Brassicales; Brassicaceae
Product: protein kinase APK1A, chloroplastic-like
Exons: 7
Coding region: 241-1467 (408 amino acids)
Biological process (GO): protein phosphorylation
Molecular function (GO): protein kinase activity; ATP binding
Source: RefSeq, a predicted model, not a curated record